Messenger RNA from Hydra vulgaris (swiftwater hydra), 2820 nucleotides. The record is from RefSeq and is a predicted model, not a curated record. NCBI's taxonomy places the organism in Eukaryota, Metazoa, Cnidaria, Hydrozoa, Anthoathecata, Hydridae.
UGCUUUAUAUAGCAUAAAACUCUUGCUUUUGUUCCUUCCAUCAUUUUUUUUUUUCAAAAUAGAAUAAAAUCUUCAUUCUGAGAAUGAUAUUGAAAGUGAAAGUGAAACUCUUUAGAUUUCAAGCUGUUAAAAAUAUUUUAUUUUGUUUUUUAAAGGUAUUUUGUUUGGAUUCUUCCACAAAAUUACAAGCUGAUUGUUUGUCUAUUAACUAUAGAUUCUUUAAACUGUUUUUUUCAAAACAAAAACCUAUGAAUAAUCAACAAAAGUUCACAAAAAUGGAAAUGAGAAUUUAUUUAAUAAGUAUCAGUACCAUAUUGAUUUAUUAAGGUCUACUUCUAUAUUCCUGGAUAUGCUGUAUGUAAGCAUAAUUGUAUGCUAUGUUACUGUUUAACUUUAGACAACUUACCUGACUCCAAAAGGUCAACAUCUCCAAAAGGUUUUCAAACUGACAAAAGUGUUCAUGAAAUGUUGAUUCCAUCUAUAAACCAAGAUACUUCCAUAAUGUCAUCGGAAACAGCCUUUCCUACAUACAAGAAUAUUUUGGAAUACCUAAAUAUUAAUGGCAGUAUAGUGUCUCUCAAACAACCUGAUUUUUUUUUGAGCAAUGGACAUUUUUUGCAAAUUUGCAAAGAAAAAAAUAAAAACAACUUAACUUGGCCAAAUUUGUCCACAUUUUUUUCAACCUCCUCUAAAUGCUAUAUAUCAAAGGUAAUACUUAUCAAGUUUUUCAAAAAGUCAAAAGAUUAUGUUGAAAAAUUAAAUCGUGCAAAAAAUUUUAAUUUGAAGAAUUUUUAUUUAAGCUCUGAACUCUCAUUUAGUCCUGAAUUUCCUGUUGGUGAUGAUUUGUUUCCUUCGGUUAAUUGCUCUAUCCUAAAUUCUGGCAAAACAUCUUCUGGAACAAAUUCUAGUGAAUUUGUUCCUCGACCGAAGCAUAUCUUCAAACCCUAAUGUGAAUCAAAUGAUGUUGUAAUUGAAAAACUAACAACCUCCUUAAAAUUGUACUUUGUGCCAUCUGCAUAAAGAACAUUGUGCAAAAUAUCUAACAUCUCUAACUUAAGCCUUUGAUAGAAUGUUUAUUUCACUAAAAAAUUCAACAGCUAAAGAUUUUUUGGGAAAUGUGACUCUUAAGAUUCCAGCCACUUUUUGUAGUACAGUUCUGAUACCAGAUUUAACAUUAUUGACAGAAACAUUUCUACUUAAGAGGUCUUCUUUGACAGAGCAAGUUUCCUCAUUAUAUCUACCUCCUUCUAAAACAUCAAUUACAUUGUUUUCAAAAUCGUCAAGUCUUUCCUUAAGCUUUUCUAUAAGAUUUUCAAAGUAAUUCAAACUUUCCUGUAAGAUUGAAUCAUUCGUAUCAUAAGUUGUUUUCAAAACAGUGCUUUCAAAAUUGUUUUUAUUUACCAUGUUUUUUGUUGAUCUGAUUGGGAACGCUUUCUAGUCAAACCAAGUUAUUUUUCCAAAUUUAAAUUUAGUUGCAACAAUUGGUUAAUCUUACAAUCCUUUCUAACAUCUCUUUUUUUUUAACUUUUUGGACAUUAUGUUUUGAUAAAAUCCCUUUGCUUGUUUUUUUAUAUUCAUUACAUCUUGUCUAUUUUGAAAUUCAAGGUGCUUAAUUCUCUUUUUGUAUUUGUUUAUUUGACAGGUCAAAUCACCAGAUAAUAAAGGUAGUUAUUGAUCGAAAUUGGAAACUGGGAAAUUCUCUUUAUUUACUUGAGUUUCAAGAAAACAAUCAUUAGAAUGACUUUUUAAAGGCUUGUCUACAAUAGAACUUUGAGUAGCAGAGCUUGAAAAAACAUCAUUAGCAGUUUUCAAGUUUAAAUCAGAAAAUAAACUUAAAGAAGCAGAAAUAUCUUCUGGAACAAAUUUACUAGAAUUUGUUUCAGAAGAUGUUUGGCUAGAAGUAAGGAUAGAUCAAUUAACAGAAGAUAGCAAAUCAUCAACUUUGUUAAAUCAAGCGAGAUUAUUUUUUAUUUUAAGUAUCUGUAUUUUCAACAAGGCUUGAAGCAGCCAUUUUUAGAGUUACUGGAAGACCCAAUAUGAAGUAUAGUAACAUUCCAGUAACUUCCUAAAAAAUCAUUUUUAGGAAGUUACUAGAAAACCCAAGUUGAAGAUUAUAAAGCAAGAUAACGAUUAACAGAUGACUUAAAAGAUUGCAAAUUAUAUGAAUCAGGAAAAGCAAGAUGAAUGGAGAGUAUCACAAAAAACUGAUGUUUGAGGAAAAAAACUAUACAAAUAAGAAUUUUUUGAGCACUUAGGAACAAUAAAAUAAUAUAUUAUUGUAUUCAAUAUUAUUAAUAUAUUGAAUAUAGGAAUAUUAACAAGAUUGCAAAUACUUUUUUAAAACUUUGCCAGAUACACCAUAUCAUCCAGAGCAAUAGAAUGUGCAUCACCGCUUCUAUAUAAUGUUAAUAUCAAACCUUUCUGUAACAACAAUUACAGGUCCAAAAACAGAUGAUUGAAAUCCAUAUGUUUCUUAUAUCAUCAACAAAUAGAGCCAACUUUGAGUUUUUCAGGAUGACCAUUAAUGUUGGUUAGAAAUGGUAAAUGGCUGAGGAUAGAAGUUCACCUUGUUAGUUAAGUAUUGACACUAGCAUGAAUUUACAGCGUUUAGUGCCACAGGUUCUGUGUUUUUUGUGAUUGUGAUGUUAUUGUGAUGUUUUGUGUUGAUAGACAACUUGGCUUACCUUCUCGCUGGUGUCUAUCGUUAAAAAUGAUUAUUAGGUUGUUUUGUUACUUAAACUCUCUACCUCUAAUCAUUCACUAAAAGCCAAGAGAUAAGAUUUAGAAUAACACCAUUUUUUGUUUUAAUGUUGUUUUCAC